AGCGAUCUCUUGAGUAUAAAGUCUGAGUUUUCAAUACAAGCAUUCUCACUCUUGCUACACGAAUCAUGGCUUCUAGCAAAGGAUUUGCUGCUCUAGUCAUUGCCUCCGCACUUCUCCUGGCACUCGUGGUGCCAAGCAUGGCCCAGGGAAUUUCCAGCAGGGCUACGUUCUAUACACCUCCAUACCAGCCGUCGGCUUGCUUUGGGUUUAAUCCUCUCCCAGCAGAUUUUCUGUUCGCAGCGGCGUCUCCGGCAGUCUACAACAAUGGCGCAGCUUGCGGGACCUUUUUCUGCGUGAGAUGCACUGGAAAUGGCUGCAGGAAUGGCGACACCAUCCGAGUGCAGAUCGUGGAUCUUUGCCCGGGCUGUCCAGGCGCCUUUGAUCUCUCCCAAGAGGCAUUUGCACGUAUUGCAGACCCAGCUGUUGGAGUUAUCAGUGUCAACUACAACGCAUGCUAGAUAUGCUCCAAAGCACUAUCGCUGCCCUAAAGAAGAACUACAAUGAUCCAUGAUCACAAUAAAAGGAUUUAUCAAGAAGAUUGACAUCUUGUUAUUUC
Messenger RNA from Selaginella moellendorffii, 556 nucleotides. RefSeq names its product EG45-like domain containing protein. The record is from RefSeq and is a predicted model, not a curated record. Gene Ontology annotation, cellular component: apoplast; cell wall. Bases 66 to 458 code for a protein of 130 amino acids. Gene Ontology annotation, biological process: systemic acquired resistance. NCBI's taxonomy places the organism in Eukaryota, Viridiplantae, Streptophyta, Lycopodiopsida, Selaginellales, Selaginellaceae. The transcript has 2 exons.